This is a messenger RNA of Fusarium oxysporum Fo47, 1190 nucleotides long. RefSeq lists its product as uncharacterized. The coding region runs from base 281 to 937 and encodes 218 amino acids. NCBI's taxonomy places the organism in Eukaryota, Fungi, Ascomycota, Sordariomycetes, Hypocreales, Nectriaceae. The transcript is spliced from 2 exons. The record is from RefSeq and is a predicted model, not a curated record.
CCUCACUCUUACAGUACAGCUCUGACUUGCAUCUGCAUUGGAUCUUUCGUUCGCAGCAGCGCACAUCCGCCCUUUACUCGUUUCGAUCCAGAUUUUCCUCAGAAUCAGAGUGAGGAUUAAUCAACGACACGAGAUAAUUCUCCAAUUGAAUUAAUAGCGCCUUUUCUUUCACGAAUGCGCACAGUCUGAGCUUUCCCUCCCUCUACCUCUCUUUCUCUCAUUCUGAAAUCUCACCACCAAAAAAUUACUGCAAAUCCAGCCACCGAGAAUCCUCAAAAAGAUGGGCUUCCUCGACUGGAACGACGGUGCCUCCGUCCUCUCAGGCAGAUCUCGCCGUCACAAAUCCUCUCGCUCUCACAAGAAGCGCCGUUCGCGAUCCCGCUCCCGCUCUAGCUCCCGUGAGCGUGGCCGUGGUGGCUUCGCGGAUAUGGCAGACUCCUUCUUUGGCGGAGAUCGCUAUGGCAAGCACAAUUCCUCGCGCGCUUCAUUCUUUGGACUUGGUGGUAACAACAGCCGCUCGAGCUUCUUUGGGAACAGUCGCUCAUCUUACUACAAGCGCUCCCCACGUCAAGGCUUCGUCCAGAAGACAUACAAGCAACUCAAGCGUCUCCUCCGCGACCUCGUCCACUGGGCUAAGCGCCACCCAUGGAAGGUCUUCUUCGUCGUUAUCAUGCCCCUCGUCACGGGGGGAGCUCUGACUGCUCUUCUUGCCCGCUUCGGCCUACGUAUCCCACCCGCCAUUGAGCGCAUGCUUGGUGUCGCCUCCAAGGCUGCCACGGGCGACUCGUCCGGCCUCGUAGGCGAAGCUGUCCGCAUGGCCAGCGGUUUUGGCGGCAACAGCGCUGUUCGCGUAGAGCGCGACACGCACUCCUACAGCGGUGGCGGUGGUGGCGAUACUUGGGGUGGUUUCGCUGAUAUGGCCAAGAAGUGGAUGUGAUGUUGCUUCAGCGAGAUGGCGUCGUUGCUUUGGACUUGUGACACUACCUUUUGGACGAGACGCACGCAAUUGGCUUUGCUUGAGGCGUUUCAGGAACGGAACGGAAUGGAAUGGGAAGGAUUUACUUGGGAGGAUUAUUGAGCCCGCAUCGCCAUAUUACUGGUGAUUUUACAUAGAGACGGCAAGGCAGCAUUCUUGAAUACAUUUCACGACUUAAUGACCCCUGAAUGUUGAGCUUUGUACCUGUCUGGAG